CUUGCAGGUGGACUGUCUCCGCUGGUGGCUGCUGCACAUCUUUGUCUCACAAUUUUAGUUUCUUCAACACAAAAAUCAGAAGCGUUCAAAGUUCUUUGCAGGCGUUGUCAUCGUCCCGUUCUAUUCCUUUUUCAGCUCUUUGCAGCUCUGCAUCCUACGGCCUACGGUACCCUAACAGCCCUAACAGUGCUACUAGAUACCCAACCUAUCAUCAGCACUACCAAGCUACCUUAUCCAACCAACUAAACCAACUAAACCAACUACCAGCUACUAAGCAACCAACUAAUCAAGCUAGCCAACUAGCCAAGUAAGUAAGUAAGCAAACAAGCAAGAUGACCCCCUCUGCAGUUCCUUCACCAGCAUCACCAGCUCCAGCCACAGACUUUCGACGCAGUAGCUACAUGCCCGAUGACUGGGUUCCCUCCAGGCACGAUGUGAUUAUUGGGCGUGGUAAGAAGGUGCAUGCUCAUGCUGGCAACCAAAAGCUGCGUACCAUUGUGGAGACUGAAGUUCAGGCGUACUCCAACGCCAAGAAUCGUGCUGCCAAGACCAAGAUCAUCGUACGAGUCUUCAAGGCCAUUCGAGCGGACAGUCAGAUUGGAUUUGUCAAGAAGGAUCCAGCCACAAAAAAGUUCUUUGCUGUCGAAGAUACCACUGCCAAGAUCACCAUUGCACAGUACUUUCGAGAUGUGCUUGCAGACAAGGGAGGCUACAAGUCCAGCAAGGCAUACAAGCAGCGUCUCAGAGAUGCACUCAAGCGCAGCGUUUCCGAUAUUGCCGGACAUGCUGGGGAUGACUCGGAGACCUUUUUGGAGGCUUGCACUCGCACGAGCUUGAGGCGGUGUCAGUCCGCCGGACAACCUCAAGCCACGACGCCUCCUCUGGCAGUGGACGGGGACAGCAUGAGGAUGUUUCAGGAUGACUCGGAUAUCGUGCCCCAAGGAGGACGCCGUCGCGUGGUCCAAAACAUCCUCAAGUCAGCUUCCAACUUGCUCGACAGCUCGGAACAAGAUGAUGACCUGCAUCCUUCGAUGGCUUUCAGCAACACCAUUCCUUGGUCAGCCAUGGCGGGGGAGAUCGAAGAGACCAACAUUCGCACCAACAAGGACAUGUUCUUCCCCUCCGAGACUGCUGAAGUCAAGAUCCCCGCCUCCAAGAACGAUGUCUUCUCGUCACUCUACGAUGCCUUUGGCUCCGACACAGCUGUGACGACCAAUCCCUUCGAGCCAACGCCCAUCCUGGACACUAACUGCAGCAGCAGCAAGAUGAUGGACCUGGACACGAUUGUUCCUCAAAAGCCAACUUCUUCUUUGUCGACUUUCGCCUCAUCAGACCCCUUCAAGUUGGAAGAUCUUGCUGUCUUUGGGGCGUCUCACAAACUCGUCUAAACGGAGACAUCACGGAAUGAUUCGAUCGAAUCCAGCUACAGUGUAUCUACAUCAGUGCCACCCUAGCAAGGGAGCACUGACCGACUGAUUCGCUGAUUCAGUCCUCAUGGUUGCUUGCUGCGCCAUGUCUUGCACAAACGCACCUUCCUAUAUAUAUAUAUAUGAUCUGCAUAGAACGAUAAUUAACUUACACUAGAGUCCCAAUGAUC
Seminavis robusta is the source of this 1597-nucleotide messenger RNA. NCBI's taxonomy places the organism in Eukaryota, Bacillariophyta, Bacillariophyceae, Naviculales, Naviculaceae. The record is from the annotation of a GenBank genome assembly.